AUGCUGACGUGGAGACCAACACUUCGAUCUAUCGAAGACCGGGACAUUCUGCAAGCCGUUUUCAUCGUUCUAAUGUUUCACUCUUUGGCGCGCUUGGGCCCUGGGCUUGCUUUUCUGUUGUCAAUUUUCGCUUUCCAACUUGUCAUUGCCCUUCCCACCGAAUUCGGGGACUAUGACCUGUUCAACGAUACCGCUUCAAAUUCGUUUGAUAGGCGUGCGCCGAACUUUUACGCACGAAUUCUGCCGUUGGGUGCUUCUAUAGUGCAGGGCCGGGGUUCUUCCACUGGCAAUGGGUUCCGCAAAUUCCUCAGGGAUCAACUGAGAAAAGAUGGCUGGAGGGUUAAUAUGGUCGGGUCUAAAAGUGAAGGGAGUAUGGCUGACAAUAGUGUCGAAGCUAUACCUGGCUACACAGUUUCACAGAUACAAGAUAUCUCACAUCUCUCUACACCUUUCAAACCUAACAUAAUUCUCGUCAAUGCGGGAGUCAACGACUGUGAGAACGGAAUUGACAUUCCUAACAUUGGAGCUCGCUUGGCAAGUCUCCUCGAUGACCUCUUUAAAGAUGUCCCCGGCACAACGGUCAUUGUAUCUACCUUGAUCCCAGGCACCGAUCCCGAUGUUGAGAGAUUCCGGGCAGAGGCGAAUCGACAGUAUCGCUCCCUGGUCAGUGAUCGUCGAGCGCGGGGACAGAAAGUAGUCCUAGCUGAAAUGGAUGGUGUUGUUGGAUAUUUUGAUACCCGAGUGGGCAGCGGUGACUACUUUGAUGAAACUCAUCCUAACGACAAAGGCUACACAAAGAUGGCAGCUAUCUGGCGACAGGCUAUCAACACUGCUGAGUCAGAGGGUAAGCUCACUGCCCCGGCUGAUGCUCCUGGUGUUGUCGACAGUGGGGACAACACAUGCGAGAAACAUUCUACCGAAGAGACUUCAUUCUGGUUGGCAACAAUUGCUACCAGGAAUGGGCUUGAUGAUAUCAUCCAAAUCGGAGGCAAUGUCGCUGGGGGCCGAUCCUAUUCAGUGUACAGGAACAGGGGUGCGGCGACGUGGGAUGCUACACCGACCACAUUCACGAUCCCAGAUGCCUGUAUCGCACGCGGCGUGCGAUGGGCAGAUAUGAAUGGCGACGGACUUGACGACUUUGUUUGUAUUGCCCCGGGCGGUGAGCUCUCCGUCGCUAUCAACCGUGGUAAUUUUGUCUUUGAGUAUACUGGGGCGGGCAAGUACAAGCCGAGCGAGGGAUACCUGCAAGCUCGAAUUCACCUCGCAGAUAUUGACGGAGAUGGUCGCUUCGACUAUUGCGCGGCCCGUGACAAUGGCGACAUUCAGUGCUGGCGUAACGGCGGAAGGUCCGAUACUGCCGAUCUUUGGCAAGAUAUGGGAAUCGUCUUCACAGGGAAAAACAUGGGAGAUCUUAGUGGCAUCCGGUUUGGGGACAUUAAUGGGGAUGGUCGAAGUGACUGGCUUUGGUUGAAUGACCAAGGCGCAACAUGGACUUGGACCAACAGCAGAGGCUGCAUCAAGGGAGCUGAGGGCCAAGGCCUAACUCCAACUUGGCGUGCUGGGGAGAACCGUGCAAAUGGUGCCGGUCCAACGCACAUAGGUCUAGGCUUUGCAGACGCGCGGAGUGGAAUUCACUUCGCAAAAGCGUUCGGCAACCCCCAAGCGUAUAACCUUUUGCCAGGAAGAGACUAUGUCUGGAUCGAACACACUUCCAGCUCAGGACUACGCAGCACGUCAUCUCCCACCGACGAAACGACUGGAUUCUCAACAACUUCCACCCAAGGAGAUGAUCUAAUACCCUCUGUCAACUUGACCACCAGAAGUCCCGACUACGUCUGGAUCUUCUCCAAUGGUAAGAUGCAGAUAUUCGAGGGCCUUGACUCUUUUCCGGAAAAUCCCCCUUAUUGGGGGAAUAAUUAUGUAAUGUUCGAUCUUACCGGCAGCCGAGCAAUGGACCGACGGGACCUCCAUCUUGCUGACUGGAAUGGCGAUGGAGCUUGCGAUAUCAUCUACACAAAUCCGGAUGGAGGAGCGGUCGAGGUCUGGUUGAAUCGCAUCAAGACCACAGGUAACUUCAACUGGGAAUAUGUUGGUAACCCGGCUCCGAAGCUCUCCUGUGACCAGACGCGAGGUGUGGGCAUCAACGAUCUCGCUGUCAGAUUUGCGGACCUAAGUGGCAAUGGACGGCCUGACUAUCUCUGUAUGGAGAAAGACGGCCGUACAAAAGGGUACCUCCAUAAUAGUGAUGGCUCGUUUACUUGGAUUCCACAAUUCAAGAAGACUGACAAUUUCGACCGCGCAAACUAUCGAUGGGCAGAUGUCAAUGGAGAUGGCCGGGCCGACUUGAUCUGGACAGACAAGUUCAAAGGCGACGCGACCGUGUGGACGAACCAGGGAAUGAUCCAGUCCGGAGACAGCUCGUUCACAUGGGUCAACAAGGGUCCAUUAUACAAUGCUCCUGCACAAGGACAUUGUCUGCAUUUCCCUGACCUGGACGGCAACAGGAGGGCUGACAUGCAUUUUGUUGAUGCCGUAGAAAAUUCGGCACAAACCUGGUUCAACACUUGUCCGAACGGUUCCAGCGACGAUGCAGACACGCUAACAAGUCCCGUUCUGCCAUCGCCGCCGUGA
Messenger RNA from Diaporthe amygdali, 2631 nucleotides. RefSeq lists its product as uncharacterized. The record is from RefSeq and is a predicted model, not a curated record. Gene Ontology annotation, molecular function: phosphatidylcholine lysophospholipase A1 activity. The coding region runs from base 1 to 2631 and encodes 876 amino acids. The transcript is spliced from 16 exons. Lineage: Eukaryota; Fungi; Ascomycota; Sordariomycetes; Diaporthales; Diaporthaceae.